This is a messenger RNA of Drosophila montana, 825 nucleotides long. RefSeq lists its product as uncharacterized. The transcript has a single exon. Gene Ontology annotation, molecular function: nucleic acid binding. Gene Ontology annotation, biological process: DNA integration. Lineage: Eukaryota; Metazoa; Arthropoda; Insecta; Diptera; Drosophilidae. The record is from RefSeq and is a predicted model, not a curated record. Bases 1 to 825 code for a protein of 274 amino acids.
AUGGCAGACCUACCAGCUGAUCGUCUUGAUACAUCGUAUCCCUUUAUGGUUACUGGCGUUGAUUACUGUGGACCAUUUUACUACAAGAACGAAGUGCGCAACAGGCCACCAGUGAAAUGCUAUAUCAGUCUGUUCAUAUGCUUCGCUACAAAGGCGGUGCACUUAGAGCUUGUAAAGGAUUUGUCCACAAUAUCGUUUCUAAACGCCCUAGAACGUUUCAUCCUGACUCGCUCUCGACCUUCAAGGAUCUGGUCUGACAAUGCGACAAACUUCGUAGGUGCCAAGAACGAACUAGCAGAUCUGAGCCGCCUGUUCCUGAGUGACGAGCAUGUCAAGGCCGUUAACGAGUUUUGCCUAUCCGACUCAAUUGAAUGGUUGUUCAUCCCUCCUCGCUCUCCGCACUUUGGCGGACUAUGGGAAGCCGCUGUGAAGACUGCUAAGCACCAUUUUUAUCGAUCUGUUGGCUCUUCCAUUUUGGAUUUCGAUUCGCUGCGCACGCUCGUCUGCCACAUCACGGCAAUUAUUAAUUCUCGACCAUUACUUCCACUUUCAGAGCAUCCAGGUGAUCUUGACGUCUUGACACCCGCACACUUCCUGGGUACAGCGCCAACUUCAUCAUACAUUGAGCCCGAUCUAAGGCAGCUUAACUUCAAUCGGCUUAAUUAUUUUCAGCGCGUCACAUAUCUCCAACAAGUAUUCUGGGCCCGUUGGCGCGAAGAAUAUUUGACGCUUCUUCAACAGCGCUCCAAAUGGCGCACUCCUCAGCCUGGACUCUCCAUUAACGAUGUUGUCCUUGUAAAGGAUGAGAAUCUACCGCCGCUGUAG